AUGAUUAAAUUCACCGUUCUUAGAUUGGCGCUCUUCAUGUUGGUUCUGGUUCUUCGUCCAAGUACUGAAGGCCAGGUAGUAGUCCCUGUGGUACCACUCACCCCUUUUAUCCCUCGCCCACUCUGCAAUUACCAAAUGGCCCUUGCUAAUCAAGCUUGUUUAUAUCUCCCAUUCACACAAGUACCUCCUCAAGCACCUCGCGCCCCAUUUGGUCCACCAUCACCUCCAUCAGAUGACGAAAGGCACGAGCACAGACAUGGACAUGGACAUGGACACAGGCAUGAUGAUGAUGAUGAUGAUGAUAAUGAACAUGAGAAAGAGCAUAAGCAUAAUCGUGGACAUGGUCAUAGACAACAUAAUCAUCGUAGGCAUCACCGACAUAGAAACACACCCAUGCAAGAUGAAUGUUGCAAGUGGUUGUCGCAAGUUGAUGAUCAAUGUGUUUGUGAUCUUCUUGUUCGUUUGCCUCCUUUUCUAGCGAGACCUGUUCAUAAGUAUACUGUAAUAGUUGGUGGCUCAUGCAAUAUCACUUACGCAUGUGGAAGUCGAUUCAGGGUCUAA
Messenger RNA from Lactuca saligna, 561 nucleotides. The record is from the annotation of a GenBank genome assembly. NCBI's taxonomy places the organism in Eukaryota, Viridiplantae, Streptophyta, Magnoliopsida, Asterales, Asteraceae.